AUGGGUCUACAUAAGAUACCUUAUGUAUUAGCUUGUACUGUAUUUUUAAUAUACUCACAGUUACAUUUAGUUUCCGCUUUCUCAACUUCAGAUCAAAUAAUCGGUAAUGGAUAUCCAGUAGAAACGCAUGAAGUGGAAACAAAAGACCAUUUCAUGAUAGGUUUGGAACGAAUACCAUAUAGUAAAAAUGGGAAUAAAACAAUCGGUAAACCAAUUGUUCUUUUACAUGGUUUAUACGGGACUUCGAUGUUUUAUACGCUAUCCAAUAAAUCUCUCAGUUUCAUGUUAUCCGAUGCCGGUUUCGACGUUUGGCUACUCAAUUUUCGUCUAGCCGGGAUGUCUAAGUACAUAAAAAAUCCGAAAACUCACGAGGUUACUCCAUUGAGAAAUGCUUCGUGGGAUUUCAGCUUUGACGAAUUGGGAGUAUAUGAUACGACAGCUGCUAUUGAUUAUAUCUUAAACAAAACUGGAUAUUCUACACUGCACAUGGGUGGUUAUUCUUUCGGUGCUACCAUAUGUUUGAUUGCGCUAGCCGAAAGGCCGGAAUAUAAUGAAAAGAUUGACAAAUUAGUGUUGAUUGUGCCAACGGCCAGGAUGAAGUACUAUGAUCGAAGGCUUAUCAUUUUAAAGAGAUUUCCAUUUUUAUUCCACAGAACUUUGAGAGGAAGAGAAUAUGUACCAAAGAUGAAACAUCCAGACGAACAAUGGUUUGGGCACCAAUGUAAAAAUAAAAAAUACAUGAAAUUAUUUUGCAUUUUUGCGAUGGAUGUAUUACAAGGCAAUUAUUUGGCGAUAGAUUACUCAACCAUAGAUAUCCUGAAAACAUAUCCUCAGCCAACGUCCGUCAAAGUAAUGACACAUUAUUACCAACUUGUACUAGCUGAUUAUUUCCGAAAAUAUGAUUACGGAAAAAUCGGUAAUAUCAAACAUUACCAAUCUAAAACACCACCAGAUUAUGAUUUAUCUCAAGUAACAGCUGCUACGUAUAUUUAUCAUUCAAAAUACGACGUUAUAGCUCCGCCAAAAGACAUAAAAUGGUUAAUACAGAGAUUGCCGAACGUAAAAAACGUUACUAUGGUGAAAAAAUUCAGUCACAUGGGUUUUGCUACUAGCCCAUAUUUGAGACCCAUUAACAUGAUAAUAGUUAAGAAUUUAUUGGAAAAUUAAUAAUUAAACAUAAUAUUAGAUCUAUUUUUUAUAGAGAUUAAAAUAAAUUUCACUGUCGGAUUUUAAGACACCAUGUACACAAUUAUCCAAUUAUAGUUAAUAUAUACCUAGUUCAUCGAUUUAAACAAUACACUUAAUUGAAAAUUAGUAAAUCUGUAUAGCAUUUAAACAUUUUUAUAUAUUUAAUAUAUAUUUAAUGCGCUACACAAACAUCUGUUCGUUAUUUAUAUUAUUGUAAAUUUUUAGUUUUUAUAGAUCAAAUAGAUUUUUGAGGUUUUUAAAAAAAAUAAUUGUUCAAGUUUAUACUAAGUAUGUAUAAUAUAAGUUAUAAGUUAAAAUGAUAAUAAUAAAUUGCGUUUGCGAUUCAAAUAGGUGCAAAUGUUACGGUGAACUCAACCAUAAUACCGAUUAAGCAUAAAACAACUUUCUUAAUCUUAAGACAUGAUUGAGAUUUAUUUUGGUAUAUCGUACAUAAGUUAUAUCAAUAAUGGUUAUACACUGUAAUUAGUUAUACACUAUGGAUAUCUAUAUAUAUAUAUAUGUUAUAUCAUACUAUCAUAGCAACUUCUAGUUAAAUUUUAGCAUUUGUAGCUGGUUAAUUUUAAAAUGUAAAAAAUUAAGAAAAUCUUUUCAUUCCAUUC
Molecule: messenger RNA, 1808 nt
Organism: Rhopalosiphum padi (bird cherry-oat aphid)
Lineage: Eukaryota; Metazoa; Arthropoda; Insecta; Hemiptera; Aphididae
Product: gastric triacylglycerol lipase-like
Exons: 8
Coding region: 1-1167 (388 amino acids)
Molecular function (GO): hydrolase activity, acting on ester bonds
Source: RefSeq, a predicted model, not a curated record